This is a messenger RNA of Cynara cardunculus var. scolymus (artichoke), 2049 nucleotides long. Its product is annotated as pumilio homolog 12-like. Gene Ontology annotation, biological process: post-transcriptional regulation of gene expression. The transcript has 5 exons. Lineage: Eukaryota; Viridiplantae; Streptophyta; Magnoliopsida; Asterales; Asteraceae. Gene Ontology annotation, molecular function: mRNA binding. The record is from RefSeq and is a predicted model, not a curated record. Gene Ontology annotation, cellular component: cytoplasm. The coding region runs from base 1 to 2049 and encodes 682 amino acids.
AUGGUUGAGAGAUUUGGGAUUAUUGAGAACAUGAAGGAUGAUGAAGAACUGGAAAUGUUGUUGGGUGAGAUCCCUCAUGCAAUUCAUCAUCAUCAUCAUCCAUCAUAUGCGAAUGGCCUCCAUCAUCAUCAUCAUGUUGUCAAUGGUAAUGUUCAUGGUAAUGGGUCUAUUGCUCCUCAAACAGUGAAUAGGAUGAGGUAUGGUAUGUAUGAUGAUGAUGAUGAUGAUUCAUCAUGUAGCUACCACCAGAAUCCAUGUGUUUCCCCUGCUACUGUCUUUCCAAGCAUGUUCUCUAAUGGCCAUUCAUCAUCUGAUACAUCAUCAUCAUCAUCAUCAUCAUCAUCAACCCUUCAUCCAUUUCAUGAUCCCAUCCCCAAACCCCACAUCAUCUCAAGAAACCCCCAUUCGCAACUGAGCGAAUCUUCUUACGGGAAGGAAGUUGAUUCAAAUUUGAUUGAUGAACUUGAUUUAUCAUGUAAUCUUGGUCGAAUGUAUAUCAAUCAGGAUCAAAACCAGGGUCUACUUCAUGAUCAUCGAAUCAAUUCAACUAGAUUUGGGGCAUCUAACCCUCCAUUUCCAAGAAUCCCCAUCAAUUCCGAUAGUGAAUUGAAUCCAGCAUUCUUCGAUUUCCAGCAAAAUUGUGGGUUAUUUCCAUCUGCUCAAUCUGAGAAUUUGUUAAAUUAUUGUUAUCAAUGGGGGAUUCUAGCUGUUCCCAAUGGCUUAUACUGUAUGAAUCAAAUUGGGAUGAAUUCUAUAGAUGAAAGGGGCAUAAGUGCACACUCCUGUUUGCAAAAGCCCAAGAGUAACAUGAACCAUGACCCGCUUCGAUUUCACCAUACGGCAACCGGUGGUUCGUCAAGUGUCAGAGUCCAUCGUGGUGGGCUUGAGGGUUUAGCCGCUAGUGAGGAUAGUUUGAUCAUUCAAGGUGAAGAUUUGAGUCGAAUUAGAACCAUAGGAUUCGGUGGUGCAAGAGGACCUAACAAGAGGGGGGCUCAGUCAUGGCUCGAGCCAAGUUGCUAUGAGUUCAUGGACCCUUGCGUAAAUGGUCGAACAAAGGUCCAUUUGUCUUGUUCUUCGCAUUUAGCUGAAGCUCAAAGAUAUAUCUUUCUGAUGGCUAAAGAUCAACACGGGUGUCGGCUUCUGCAAAAGAUUUUCGAUGAUGGAAACCCUCAACAUGUUCAGAUUGUGUUUAAUGAGAUCAUCGGGCACGUGGUUGAGCUUAUGAUCAACCCAUUUGGGAAUUACCUUAUGCAGAAACUAUUGGAAGUGUGUAAUGAAGAGCAAAGAAUGCAUAUUUUGAUGGCGAUCACUCUAGAACCGAGGGAACUUGUGCAAAUUUCGUUGAAUACUCAUGGAACUCGGGUCGUACAGAAGCUCAUAGAGACUCUUAAAACCCGACAGCAAGUUAAGCUCGUGAUAUCUGCGCUUGAACCAGGGUUUCUUGCUCUUAUAAAGGAUCUCAACGGUAAUCAUGUCAUUCAGCGAUGCUUGCAGUGUCUCAGCAACGAAGAUAAUAAGUUUAUUUUCGAAGCUGCUGCAAAAUUCUGUGUUGAAAUCGCGACUCAUCAACAUGGGUGUUGCGUGUUGCAAAGAUGCAUCAAUCACUCGACCAGCAAACACCGUGAAAACUUGAUCUCGGAAAUUUCGGCAAACGGGCUUCUUCUAGCGCAAGAUGCAUUCGGAAACUAUGUCGUACAGUACAUUCUCGAGCUGCAGAUUCCAUCGGCCGUUUCGAAGCUGACCUCGCAGUUCGAGGGAAACUAUGUGCAUCUCGCGAUGCAAAAAUUCAGCAGCCAUGUGGUCGAGAAAUGUUUAGCCGUAUUAGACAGUCAAGUUCGGUCAACCAUCAUCCGUGAGUUGAUCUCGGCUACUCAUUUCGAGCAGUUGCUUCAAGAUCCCCACGCCAAUUACGUUAUUCAAACCGCUCUUCGUGUUUCUGAGGGUCUGCUUCAUAACUCGUUGGUGAAUGCAAUCGAAUCCCAUAAGGCUAUGUCACGCAACAGUCCGUAUUCGAAGAGGAUUUUCUCCCACAAGCUUUUGAGGAGGUGA